This is a messenger RNA of Dermacentor andersoni, 1913 nucleotides long. RefSeq names its product cadherin-6-like. Gene Ontology annotation, cellular component: membrane. Gene Ontology annotation, molecular function: calcium ion binding. The record is from RefSeq and is a predicted model, not a curated record. Gene Ontology annotation, biological process: homophilic cell-cell adhesion. NCBI's taxonomy places the organism in Eukaryota, Metazoa, Arthropoda, Arachnida, Ixodida, Ixodidae.
CGAACCGGCGCGCCGUGUCGUCUGCCGACGGUUUGUCGUCUGCUCGUCGUCGUCGUCUUCGCUUGCUGCAGCUUGUGCGUGGAGCUUAGUGAUGUCUUAACCCGUCAGCGCUGCGCAAAGGAUAAGUGAAUCGGCGACAGACCAAAGCCUAGAGUUCUCACUCGUUGUCUGUUCCCAAACCACCUGCGUCCAAGUCGCCCGAUCCAAAUUGGACGUAAUAGGUGAAUUUUUCCCCCGUUCAAGAAACGGGUGAUUAGUGAGGUGAGGUCGCCGGAGCUUCAGCUGGUCCUCUGAGUGAUGGUGCUUGGCUUCAGCUCAGUUUCAGACAUCUUGCCACGUUCGCCAUCAGACGCACCGCAUUUCUAGUGUGGACAUCAUCUUUCUGCUCCUUCUGUAUUUCAGUGGGCAUUGUGUGUGAGUGUAUGUGACCGAGGAACGUUUGUCAACAGAUUAUAUUUAGGGCUGCAUACGAGGUUAUAAUUUUUCCUACAACCUGCCCACAUACCCCGUCUCAAGUGGCUCGCGUCACUAAUGUGUGUAAAUGUUUGAUUGUAUUACGACGCUCCUAUUAUGCUUAACCAAGACAGUUGUACACACAUUAGGGUGUUGAGUGCCGGCUUCGUACCUUCGCUGGAUCUAUGCUCAGGGCAUAGUGUGCGAAACAGUGACAGUGUGUGAACACUCGGGUCAGACGCACAGGGCUUCUCCAGUGCUACGGAGUCAUCGUCCGCCAUUAUUCCUUCAGAAUCUCCAUGCGAAACAGCCACAAGCACUUAGAUAUAUGUGUCAUAACUUCCUGAUGUGGUUGGCCUCACCCGAAUCCUGCGCGGAACCAGAGUCGCACGUCCACAGCAUUACAAGUAGUCGCGCUUGCAGCAUGAUUGGAAGUUGCGCAAGCGGGUCGCAUCACUCAUUUACACCGCUUGCACCUUGAAACUUAGUGCUAGCAUGUUUGAAGAGUUCUUGUGGCUUAACAUUAGCAUCUCUUCAACAUCUGCCAGUGACGGGUAGUUUUUGGGACAAGCAUUCGGCGUUUGGUCUGAAUGCACACAUGUAUCACAGUUGAAGCACCGGAUUACUAUCUUCCCUCCUGCAUACAGUGUACAACGCGUGAGAACAAGGACUGUCGCUUCUAUUUUGGCAGACGUUGUUUUAAGGCCUGUGAAACUGCAUCGUCUGCGAAGAUCUCAGGAAAAAGAUGUUCACGAAGUACAGCCAACUGACUGAGGCAGACGUAACUGGGACGGACUCGUGAUUUGAGAUUUUGAUAACACCGGAUAAUUUGUCCACACAAGCGUCUCUUCCGGAUAACGCCGUUACGGAUAUCUCAAAGGGAAUUCUGGAUUGACCACCACACGAUGGCGUCGUCAAGACAAGCCACCGUGGCCUGGUGGCUUUGGAUGCUUGCAUCUGUGCUGAACCUCAAGAAAGCCGAAGGCGUGCUCGUGUUCUGGUCGCCGUUCCACGACCCCCGGGUACACGAGAACGCCCCGGCGGGUGUCCACGUGACCACCGUGCGAGCGCUAGACGAAUCGGCGCCCGGCAAGCCCGUCGCCUACAGCCUGCUGGACGUCAAGGACUCCAGCUUCUUCCACUUGAACCACCUCACGGGAAACCUGACGACAGCGCGGCCCAUCAACCGAAAAGUCGGCGACAAGUACGAGGUGAUCGUGGCCGCCGUGAGCCAGGGUGUGACCGAGGUGAAGACGAUGCAGAUCGAGGUGACCGUUCCCAACCGUUACCCGCCCCGGUUCGAGCACCCGGUGUACCGCGCCGAGGUGCACCAGACCCGCACCCGGCCCGGGUACCGGGUACUCCAGGUGCGCGCCCACGACCCGGACCCGGUGCCCUACAACGCCGAGGUCUACUACCGCCUCGAGGCUGGACCGGAGUCUACGAGGGCGCUUAGGUAA